CUGUGAUAGAUUGCUUGCACUGUGCUCUGUCGACGUGAUCUUGCCCGCUGCUGAGAUGCUCUUGUUCCCAGCCUCGCCAUCAGCUUACCGUUGCCAUGGACAUACCGUAAUGGACAUGCACCGUGGUCCUGCACGGCUCUCCUCCACCAGCCGACACCCGGACUCCGGCUGCUCGCCCAAUCAGCGCGUGACUUGUCCGCCCCGGAAGAGUCCCCAGACGGGCAAUACAAGUAACCAAGAGGCUGCUGCAACAGCACAUGACGCUGACAGAGGCACGAUUGUGCCGGCGUGGUGUUGCACCAGUUGAGGGAGAGAGGGGGGACAAGACCCAGCGCUCGCUCCCUACCCGCGAGCGCAACACCAGCGUCAACAAACACCAGGGUGCUCAACAACACCACCACCUACGUCAGAGCAGCAUGCAGCUAGUCGCGAGCCUCCUUCCGAAGCUACCGAACGCGCACACGGGGCAAGCGACCAAUACAGGGUUCCGGUGCCUUAGAGGGGUGGGCAUGCGAGCGGUGCGGUGCGGGCCGCUGCAUGUACCUUUCACAUGUCAACGGCAUCGUAAGAUUUUUCCCGGCCUACCCCAGGUUUUGGGCCUCGCGACACCAGCCGCCGCUUGCUGCAUGUCGACUGUGCGCCGGGCGGUUCGUGAGCUUAUUUCGACGUCUGCGGGCUCUUUAGUGACGGGUUUGAGGGCGUCUUUCGUCGUGGCCUGGUGGAGGGUUGCGUACUGGCUGAGUGCGCUCACUCUGUCAGUUGCGAGUCUGCUGUUCGUGGAGUGCGAUGGCUGUGCAAAGGAGCAUCGAGUUUACCUUUGCGAGCUCUUGUUCAUCGAGUGCAGCACCAUCCCACCCCGUCUCCCCAUCGCCUGUUGAAAGACAAAGCGCCAAGUCGAGCCCUGACUGCUGGCGUUUGGCAUGUGAAAGUGGCCCCAGCACGGCCGGUUCCACCCUGACUCUGCCAGCGCGAGCGAGACGUGCAGCUUGCCUGUGCUCAAGUCAGAGAGCCAUCGACUCCGUGUAGUCAUGAACGUGCCCACGAUCACUGAAAACCGCCCGUUGUGCUUCUUCUCACCCAGCUUGACCCGCUCGCGUGGUACUUGUACUGUAAG
Didymella exigua CBS 183.55 is the source of this 1114-nucleotide messenger RNA. RefSeq lists its product as uncharacterized. NCBI's taxonomy places the organism in Eukaryota, Fungi, Ascomycota, Dothideomycetes, Pleosporales, Didymellaceae. The transcript has a single exon. The coding region runs from base 258 to 878 and encodes 206 amino acids. The record is from RefSeq and is a predicted model, not a curated record.